Molecule: messenger RNA, 1554 nt
Organism: Lachnellula hyalina
Lineage: Eukaryota; Fungi; Ascomycota; Leotiomycetes; Helotiales; Lachnaceae
Gene: EXO5
Product: Exonuclease V
Exons: 2
Coding region: 1-1554 (517 amino acids)
Biological process (GO): interstrand cross-link repair
Cellular component (GO): mitochondrion; nucleus
Molecular function (GO): single-stranded DNA 5'-3' DNA exonuclease activity
Source: RefSeq, a predicted model, not a curated record
AUGGCUAGUCCUGCCAUAAACCCCGAUAUCGAGACAUCUGCCGCUAUCUACGACGUCGAAAGCGACUAUGGAUCCGAUUUCUCGCCUGAGCAAGAGCAGAUAGUCGAGGCGCUGCUAUCACAACAACAGGUCGCAGACGACAAUCCCAUCCUCAACGACAUCGAAGAUGAGCCGCGACAAGCUCUUCGUCUCCCUCGUAUCGUCGGUAGGGAGGAGAGAUCUCCUCUGUUCCAGGCGGCCCGGGCUGCAGAGGAGGUUGCGGAGCAGAUCAGCAAGUCAAUCAAGACGCGCGAGUACCCGGACUUGGGUAAUCGAAUUCUAGAUAUACACCCUGUUCUCGAGAUAUCACCAGAUACUGUCCCGCCAGGCCCCCAGCUUCCUGAUAUGCGAUCCCCUCUCGAACGAUUCCGCACGCCACCGAAGAAAGCGCUUUCUGUCACAGACUUGGUGUCGCCGGCAUGGUGCGAACUACAAUAUUUUUAUACCUUGUCGAAAUAUGGGAGGAAAAUACGAACAAAGGCAAUGAAGCAAGGCAGUGUGGUGCAUCAGAAGCUUGAAGACGAGGUACAUACAACUAUUAAGGUCGACAUUCAGACGAAAGAGGAUGCUUGGGGCCUUCGAAUAUGGAACGUUAUCCAAGGAUUAAGGACAUUGCGAGAUACAGGCUUGACACGAGAGCUUGAGGUAUGGGGAACGAUAGAUGGAUUAGUAGUUAGUGGCAUCAUUGACGAAUUGUCCUACAUUUGUCCAGAUAGCGAGCUCGAGGAAUCUCUACAAGAGGCCCCUAAAGACGAGCCCCCUUCUGACCAGCCGACUAUCGCUGAUUUCUUCAAAGCGGGAGGAAGCUCUUCCAUUAAUGAAGCAACAAGAAACAAAAAACGAUCUCAGGCGAAGAAAGUCUACCUGUGCGACGUAAAAACUCGAUCAGUCCGAAGUCUACCCUCAGGGGCCACUUUUCGUCCGACAAGAAUGCAGCUCCAACUCUAUCAUCGUCUGCUCUCAGAGCUCGCAACAAACACUGUGGAUUUCUCUGCAUUCACAGAUCGGUACAAUCUCGACCCAUUGAAGGUAUUCUCCGACGAAUUCAUCGCCCAGGUAGGCAGUCUCAACGACGAAAUCUUCGAAGAUUCCUCUUCUGUGCCUGCUGGAAGUCAAGAGUCAUUUCCAGCAUCGAGCCAAGACUCAAUGACUACACUGCUAGCACAUAACAACCUUGCGACGCUAUGGUCCCUCAUGAUUUCCGAAUUCCAUAUCACUCUCCCAGACGGAACUGCUUCUCUUGGGCGAAUCCUUAAGGCCGAGUACAGGUCAAGGGACACUGGCGAGAUAGUAGGAAGUAAGAACUUUGCUAUGGAUGACCAGGAGUUGAGAGCUUAUGUUCAAAGCGAGAUGCAGUGGUGGAAAGGAGAGAGAGAAGCAAAAGGUGUGGUCAUCGAGGAGGCGUAUAAAUGUCGCAGUUGCGAUUUUGCGGAGAACUGCGAGUGGAGGCUCAAGAAAGUUGAGGAGGCGAAAGAGAAAGUCAGGAUGACAAGGAAGAGAACUGCUGCGAUUUGA